Molecule: messenger RNA, 3632 nt
Organism: Calliphora vicina (urban bluebottle blowfly)
Lineage: Eukaryota; Metazoa; Arthropoda; Insecta; Diptera; Calliphoridae
Exons: 7
Coding region: 148-3186 (1012 amino acids)
Biological process (GO): protein ubiquitination
Cellular component (GO): Cul4-RING E3 ubiquitin ligase complex
Source: RefSeq, a predicted model, not a curated record
GAAGAAAACCAUAAAAUUUACAUUUUUUAUGGGCAAAAAACUGCAAUAGAAAAACCAAACUCAAUACACAGGUAGCAGGUUGGCAGACUGAAAGAAAAAUAUACAACAACUGCACACAUACAAAAAUAAGUAAAAAAGGGUUCUAAAAUGGACCACAGUAGCCGUAGUCAUAUUUACAUUGAUUUAUCAUCCUCCGACGAGGAUGAGGAAGAUGAAUUCUCCUUGGCUGAAACUUCUGACACCGACGAAGAGGAUGAUCAUAUGCGUAGAGGUCCUAAUAGAUAUUCCCAUAAUAAUAGAUUGGGGGAAGAGACGAAAAAAUUUCCACCACAAGAAAAUUUGGCAAAUAAGCUAAUGAAACGAGAAUAUAUGGGCAAUAGCCGGAGGACAAAGUCUUUUUUCGCUAAUGUGCCAACUAGAUUAUCAUUUUGUCUUAAGGAUUUAAUACCACCAAAUUUUAUACAAGGGCAAGUGUUUAUGGGUCUUUCUGCGUGUGGCCAAUUUUUGUUAAGCUACAAAUUCUGCAGCAGUGAGAAUGCUUCGCUCAGCCAUUACUCUUUCAGUAUGCGCUUUAAGUACACUUUAUUUUUCUGGAUUUAUCAACCCUUUAAGCCGCUGCGCAAUUUUUACAAAUGCUGCCUUUUCGAUGAUCAUGGCGUUGACAAUAUGAAAAAAGUCAGCAUGAUACAGUGGAAAAAUUGUGAUCCUCGCAUUUUAAUUGUCCAUGGUGCUUCCGAAGAUGAACAUGAAGACUCCUAUAUAACUUAUGUAAAAGUUCCUAAAUUGGGCUGUUUAGAUUGCAAAAAACUAAGAGAAUUCGAAGAGGAUGAUGGGUAUUUCAGACGACAUAUCCUCUGCCUCAAAUGUAAUUUAACUAUACAUACGAAAUAUUCAACUACAGAUUCCGAUCGUAAAUUUGAACCAAAUAUACAUUUAAUCUGUCCCGAGCGCAUUUUAUUAAACUCUAAUGGGUUUUUUCAUAUGUUGCACAUACGCUUGGAACAAGCACCCAGGGAACAGCAAAAACAACAGCAACAAAGUGCAAUAAAUCAGCAUCAAAACUCAUUAAGUCAUUUAAUGCAGAGACCUCUCAAUACAGGGGACAAUUGUAACAGCAAUAUUAACAAUAAUAAUAUGGCUACAUCUUCUAAUAUUGAUGUACCACCAGAAAGAUGUACUCCCAUAUCGGAUCUAACCGAUACCUUUAGCAUAGAUAGUCAAUCAACAAACUCACAAACUAAUGUGGUCGCUCGCAUAAUUGAAGAUUUCGCCGAUGUCGAAACUGAUUCAACACACUCUGGCAGUGGUGUUAUAAGCAUUUCACAAUUGGCCAAUAGUCUGAGAUCAUCGGGCUCCAGUCAAAAUGAUUCACCCAUAUCAGUGUCAAGGAAAUCUUGCGAAGAAUUGAUAUUUAAUUGCAAUACAAAUAGUACUAGUCGUUUAAAUGCCAUGUCACCAGCAGCCAUAAAUAGUGCCACCACCUCUACAACGUCAUCAAUUUGUGUUAGUGGUGCUGCAGCGGUUGUAACAGCUACAAAUAGUAAUACAGUGGUGGCUGGGACAGUAGCUGGUGUAAAUAAGAAUAAUAGCUCACUUAUGCAAAAAGGACCCCGCCAAAGACAUCGCAUAGUUACUAAAUCUUUUCGCAAGGGAGUUUCCAUAUUCUUUUCCUCUGCUGGGCUAAAAGCUAAUAUUACCUCACCCAAUACCUCAACUUCCUCUAAUGGUGGCAGUAAUACAUCUAAUAACAGCAAUAACGAUAGAGCCGCUGCCUAUGAAUUUUCGGAAGAGAAUGAAAAGUGUGAAAAGAUUUCCAUAUUGCGCAAACGUAGAUUAGCUGAUCGUAAAUAUGAAUUUUCCGAAGAUAAUUCAGAAAAUAUUAUACCCUUUACCAAGACUCGAACUUCCAAUACAUUCAGUUCCUUUUUGAGUAACACCAACACGGGCAGUCACUCGCCCCGCCACAAUCUAACACAUUUGCAUAGUAUCUCUCCCUAUGCCUCGCCCUCAUCGUCGCCACACACUCAUCAUCCCACAGCGGCUGCUUUAUCGCCUUUACAUCGUACUUGCACCUCGCCAUUGGGUUUUAGAUCUCCGCCAUCAACUUCAGGCCUAGUAACACAAUCAAGUGGCGGUGUUGCCGGUAGUAGUGUAAUGCGUUCACCCAGUCGCCAUCUGGUAGCCAAUCAUUUCUAUAACAAUCAAAAAUCUCCACCACAUAAUUUCGCCCACACUCUGUCACCUGCUACGCAAUACAUGUUAAGUUUUAAACCACAUGGCACCCUCUCGCCUCUGCAGUUAUCCAUGACAAAGCGAUCACAUCUGGAGGUGGGCGGUUCCCUGUCGCCAAAUCAUCAGCUAUCGGUGUUUUUGUCGCCACGCAGGGAUGAAUAUCGUUCAGUGGUGGAGGUGCCACUGCAGGGCGGUGCCAUGUCGGAAAAGCCUGUGUGUACAAAGAAGUUUUUAAGACGUUUUGUCGAAGAAGAUGAUGCCGCCUCGAUUAUAACAAGUGUUGAAGAUGAUUGCAUUUCCCCCGGCUAUCACAUACUAUUGCCCAUGGAGGUACAUGGCUCCUGCUACUCGGAAAUGCAAAUGAUUUCGAAAGCUUCCUACCAACAGCUGCGCUGUUCUAGUGUGGUUAUAGAGCAGCAUUCAUUUGAUAUGGAAACCUUUACCUACUAUGCCAUCAGUACAUUGUGCCAGAAGAACCAGAAGACCUAUGAUUUCUUUUAUGACUGGGCCUAUGAACUGAUAAAUGUCUGUCCUAUAUCUCUUACGGUAUUUUGUAUUUUAAUGGCCCACUUUUCGGCCCGUGAAGAAGUAUCCUCCUGCUUGAAUUGCUCACGCAAACUUAGUUGUGCUUUUCAUAGGCGCGAAUAUGAAUGUCGUGUUUUGUUCACCUGGAAUAUGCUGACUGGUGAAUGGGAUAUUUUGGAUUUUGGUGAACUUCAAGACUACAACCAUUACAAAUACAGUCCAAAAGGUAAUUUCUCACCCAAUGUUACACUGCAACAAAGGGCGAAAAAGUUGGCCCGUGAAAUGGCCCAGACUCUGCACAAACUACCAGAUUAUACCAGCAACCUAAGAAUACUUGAAUCGAAUGUUAAGAAAUCUAUGAAAUCUGUAACCGAUAUUGAUAAUAUGAUUGAAUUCUCUUUGAAAAAACGGCCUCAAACAUUGGAUUAAUUGUAAUUUGCCAAGCUUUACUCAUCUUUAAAAAAACAAACAAACAGAGGAAACCUACAAAACUAAAUGAUAUUUUUCUAAGCCAUCAAAUAAUACAUAUAUUAGAACUAUUAAAGAAGUUUAAGUUUUAGCAUUUACUGCUAUUUUUUAUGACUUCUAUUACAUCAUGAUAUUAUUUAGCUGUUCGCUUAAACAAGUUAAUUUUUCCAUAUUUUUUUUUAAUUUGUUUUAUGUUUUAAUUUUAACUAUUUUAGUUACUAAUUUAUGCAAACAAAUUAUGUUUUGUUUCAAUUUUUUAUUUUUUUUGUUUUAAACAUUAAUUUUAGUCUUUGUUUUUAAAAUUUUUCAGUGGAAUAAUAUUAAAUAUAAUUUAUGAUUUAAUUUAUCUAAGAAAUUUAUCUAAAAUACAACGAGUGAGAUAUUCCUAUAAUUUAAUUUAAAUGAAA